AUGUCACUAGAUGAGCUUGAUCUGCUGCAAUCAAGGGCCACAACCCCCGCCGACGAAUAUCACUGGUACCUUCUCUACCAGCUGAUCCGAGGCCUAGAGUGGCUCAAGCUGAAAGUUCAAAGCGGCGACGUCGACGACGACGACGACGACGAGGUGCGCAUGCAGCAGCAGCAGCUGUCAAGCGAAGCAAGAGAAAGCCUGAAAGAAGUAUUGGACAAGGAAAUCGAAGAGGCCAACACCGACAACCUCCUCUACGCAGAAAACCUGAAACGUGAAGACCAGGCAAACAAGUUCCCGCAGGCGGAGGAGACCUAUUCGCAUGACCUCCGCUUGGGCAAGUUCCGGCAGCAGGAAGGCUAUGAUGAGCGUCUGGAGAGAUUCCGGCGCGAGUGGACGGAAGAGGCGGCUCUGGAGAGAAUCGCGGAAUUGUUUGGCGUGUGGAGCGACGUGAGGAAGAAGCUGGGGCUUCAUAGUGGUGAGACUACCUCGGAAAAGGAUAUGGUGGCUGUUAGGGAGCAUAUGCAGAAGACGGUGGCGGAUAGACAGGCUGUCAGGUUUAAGCCGACUUAUUCGCUCUAUCCAAAAGUUCCGGAGGAGAUGAAGGAAGUGAUGGAGAAGAGAUCAUGACCAAAGUAACUGCACUGUAUCGUACGUACCUCUACCUCUACUUAUCAGAGAGGGAGGCGUGUCACUACUGGCCGGUAGCCGCGUCGCAAUAUCAAGUGGCUCUGCGUGACGAACAGUGGGACUUGCAAAGGGACGGGAGAGAUAACUUUAGUGCUUUUGGUCAAAGGACGUUUGGGUUAGCGUAGCGCUUGGGGCGUUUGAUGGAAAUUGGUCAGAUGAUGAAGG
This is a messenger RNA of Neurospora hispaniola, 852 nucleotides long. RefSeq lists its product as uncharacterized. Bases 1 to 627 code for a protein of 208 amino acids. NCBI's taxonomy places the organism in Eukaryota, Fungi, Ascomycota, Sordariomycetes, Sordariales, Sordariaceae. The transcript has a single exon. The record is from RefSeq and is a predicted model, not a curated record.